CUCAUUUCCAACACAGGAGUCAGGUCCGUGCAAAUUUCAACUGUAGAAAGCUUUUCUUCCGCUGAAAGAUGUGGUUUUAAAGCAGGUGAUGUGGUCCUUGCUGUAAAUAACGUUCCAGUUACGAGUGAGCGUCAGCUGAACAAGCUACUUACCGGUACUUCCAGUGAAUUGAGUGUUUUGGUUGAUCGGCUGAUUUAUGAAAAAGACGAUACCUCACUCAGUACGCUAAAUAUUGACGGCAAUGACUCAGCUUCUUUUGGUGAUUUCGACGAGAUCAUUGUUCCUGAAAUCUUUGAAAAUGUAAACAAAAGUGAGCAAAUGGAAGCGCUAGGAAAAGGAAGUCGCCGACGUAGUCGGAGUGCAACAACAUUUAAUUCAAACAUAUCUUCAAACGACUUCACGGUCAAUGUUUUAAAAGAUAGGAGAGUGUUCCAUCUAUGCAUAGAUGGCAAGUUUACUAAUUUUUCGAAAAUAUCGAAACAUUCUGAUCUGAUGAAGAUGUCACAGCUUGAAACUGAGCGCGACUGCAUUUUAAGGAAACAUGUUCGUGUUAGGCGCGUAAGAACUCUUAUCUUGCUGCAAUAG
Molecule: messenger RNA, 585 nt
Organism: Loa loa (African eye worm)
Lineage: Eukaryota; Metazoa; Nematoda; Chromadorea; Rhabditida; Onchocercidae
Exons: 5
Biological process (GO): mitochondrial calcium ion homeostasis
Cellular component (GO): mitochondria-associated endoplasmic reticulum membrane contact site
Molecular function (GO): protein binding
Source: RefSeq, a predicted model, not a curated record